AUGGCAUAUGGGAUACAAUACUAUCUUCUAGUAAAUUUUUUAUUCAUCGCCAUAGUAUCACCUCAUGUGCGAGCUCAGCCUCCAACAGCCGAUGAUAUUAUAGAAAAAGAACGUGCAGCAAGGCAUUUGCUGUUCAAAUCUGUUAAUAAUGUAGCAGAACCGACGGAACGAGGGUUUUUCGGAACCAUCUUCCAUGUUAUAUUAGAGCAAAUCAACGACACCAAAAGUGCCUAUAACCAAAUAACUGACUUGGUUACCAAACAAUUUGUAGAUGAGAAUGCUAUUACCCCUGCUCCAGAUCCAUCUAACAAUGGAACUACUGAGACACCUAAGUUAACCAGAACAGAAUUUUUAAGAAUAUUGGAUCGAAAUUUAAAGGGGCUAGCCCGUCUACGCAACUUAGAAUGGCGUGAAGCGAUGAAGGACUCAUCAGCAAAUCUAAAAGCGUACAAAGAUGAAAUAUUUAGAGGAAAAAAAGCUAGAAGCGGCAGAUAA
Arctia plantaginis is the source of this 495-nucleotide messenger RNA. NCBI's taxonomy places the organism in Eukaryota, Metazoa, Arthropoda, Insecta, Lepidoptera, Erebidae. The record is from the annotation of a GenBank genome assembly.